Messenger RNA from Prosopis cineraria, 1966 nucleotides. RefSeq names its product endoglucanase 9-like. Gene Ontology annotation, molecular function: hydrolase activity, hydrolyzing O-glycosyl compounds. Lineage: Eukaryota; Viridiplantae; Streptophyta; Magnoliopsida; Fabales; Fabaceae. The record is from RefSeq and is a predicted model, not a curated record. Gene Ontology annotation, biological process: carbohydrate metabolic process.
UAGGUUUGCCCUAUAGGCCAAAUGAACCGAUUAGGCUUGAAGUCACUUCUUUUGAGGUAGUGGAUGUUCCCCUUUUCAUUUCUAAUUUCACCUAAGCGGUAAUAUCGUCAACGAUCAUGCCUCCGGCAGAGUUUUCUGCUUUAGAAACAAAGAAGCACUCUGUGAGAUAUGUCCACACAGUUUCAGAGGGGGGUCGUCUUCUUCCUUCCGCUAGUCGCUGGAACUCCAUAGCCCUUGACAAUAACCUUGCCCCUAACUCUUCCACCGCUUAUCAUUCAAUCCCCUCCAAUUACUCUAAAUCCGUUGAUUAUAAUCUUGUUAUCACUGACAAGAAACACUUUUAUCGAUUUCUUUUUAUAGCAGCAUCAAUCGUCUUCCUUGUCGUAGCAGCAGUUCUUCUGGUGCACUUCCGAUCUCAGGCUCACAAGCAUAGGCACCAGAGGCCUCCAGUCAAUCUCAAACUUGCAAUCAAUCAAGCUCUAACAUUUUAUGAUGCCCAAAAGUCUGGACACUAUCCAAGGAAUAGUCCAGUGAAAUUUCGAGGAGACUCAGGAUUAGAAGAUGGGUUGAACACACCAGAAAAUCUUACCGGUGGAUUUUAUGAUUCUGGCAAUAACAUUAAGUUCACCUUCACCACAGCCUAUACAGUGACCUUGCUGAGUUGGACUGUGAUAGAAUAUCAGGGUAAAUAUGCUUAUAUUGGUGAGCUUGACCAUGUUAGAGACAUAAUCAGAUGGGGUAGUGACUACUUGCUCAAGGCGUUUGUUCUCCCAAAUGUUGGAAGUGCUGUUAGGAAUAAUAAUGGUGAACAUAAUGAUAUAACCUGCUGGCAAAGACCUGAAGACAUGACUUAUGCGAGACCAGUUUCACAGUGCAAUAGCUCUGCUUCGGACUUAGCUCGUGAAUUUAUUGCAGCAUUAUCCGCUGCAUCCUUAGUGUUUCGAGAAGACAAGGACUAUUCAGGAAAACUAGUCAAAGCAGCACAAAGCCUGUAUGAUGUAGUUACUACAGAAGAUCCUUCGUUGCAAGGCAAGUACACGACGGACGAUGAUUGUGGAAAAGAAGCAAGAAUGUUUUACAACUCAUCUGGUUACGAAGAUGAAUUAGCAUGGGGAGGAACUUGGUUGUAUAUUGCCACUAAAAACACAUCUUAUCUUCAAUUUGCUACUGACACUUUCAAAUUAGCCAAGAACAAUGAAACAGGUUUGGACAAAAGCGUCUUCUAUUGGAAUAACAAGCUCGGUGCUACAGGGGUUUUACUAUCGCGCAUACUUUACUUUCAAGACCCUGGCUCGUCUCAGGAUGCUUUGAUUUUGUCAUCAAACUUGACAGAGUCCCUCAUGUGUACUUUUCUAUUUAACAAAUAUUCCAGCAAAACACCGGGUGGGUUGAUCAUCAUAAAACCUGUUGAUGACCCAUUACUGCAAUAUGCUGCAACAUCAUCUUUUCUCAGUAAAUUGUUUGGCGAUUACCUUGAUCAUCAGAAACUUUCUGGUGCAAGUUGCGGCACUGAUGUAUACUCUUUGCAGAUGCUUCAUGAUUUUGCUGCCUCUCAGGUUAACUACAUCAUGGGACAGAACCCGAUUAAGAUGAGCUAUAUGGUUGGUUAUGGAGACAAGUUUCCAUUGCAGGUUCAUCAUAGAAGUGCAUCGAUCCCAUGGGAUGGUCAGCCAUAUACUUGUGACGAAGGAAAAAAAUGGCUGAACUCAAAAGAUCCAAACCCACAAGUUCCUUUGGGAGCCAUGGUAGGAGGACCGGGCCUGCAUGAUAAUUUCAUGGAUGAUAGGAACCAACCAAGGUUCACUGAACCAACCAUAGCAAGCAAUGCCGGUUUACUUGCAGCACUUAUUGCUCUUCAAGAUCCUCCUCUCUCAAAUUCAAAGGCCGUGGAGGACUCAAUUUUGGGAUGGAAUUGAUGGGCAUAUAAUUGAAAUGCGGCUGAUCAUUCCUUUUGAUUCCCACACGG